This is a messenger RNA of Aspergillus nomiae NRRL 13137, 1416 nucleotides long. RefSeq lists its product as uncharacterized. Bases 1 to 1416 code for a protein of 471 amino acids. Lineage: Eukaryota; Fungi; Ascomycota; Eurotiomycetes; Eurotiales; Aspergillaceae. The record is from RefSeq and is a predicted model, not a curated record. The transcript is spliced from 6 exons.
AUGCUGUACAAUUUCCUAUCACAUAUCCAUCAAACCUUGCGCCUAUUCAAUCCUGUGGUCAGCGUCUUGUGCAAAAUAUUAGAUACUCUCAAGCUCAAAAUCAUGAUGGCAAGGCCGUUUCAUUUCAGCUCAAAUGUCACCAGCGUCAUCCAUAGUGUAUUCGAGUCCUUCUUGGAGAGAAACGCUGCUCCUACCCUAGAUGACAGUCGCCACGCUCCCUCAGCAGAGGAUCAGGAUAUUGUGAUCUCUACAAAUAGCCCCUCCACGUCAUCUGCUGCUGGCUACAAGACCCCUCCUGUCUUUCACACUCCAAGUCCUUCUCCCUCACUCCCAUCUUCUUACCCCUCUAAUAUUAACGACUCACGCAUUUCAUCUGGUGAAAAGCCUCCCACUAAGAUGUAUCCUAUCGCCGAUGUCGAUGACACGGCAGGGUUUAUGGCCGCUGCUAGGGCUUUGAAGCUUGACCCAAACGCGUAUAGGAAGGCAUCCUCUGUUGUUGACGUGUCUGAAGACGCGUCCAGUGAACAUGGCAGCCUCUCCAAGUCCCAUGAUGACGCCGCCAAGGAUCCUACAUCUACUGAUGAUUUUGUGCUCACCUCUACCCCCAAAGAGCCAAACACUCCUGCUGAGUUUCAGGUUAAGAGCGAUGCCGAUUUUGCUGGUCCAGGAAAUGACAGCACGCUCACCAGCUUUGUUGAACAGCCUGUGCCUCUCGGGGUCGCUGAGCAGUCCAGCACACCCGAGUUCGUCUCGGCUGACACCUUCGUUACCGCUUCUCAUACUUCUGUCGAAAGAGAAGAGAGCCGUGAACACCAGACUACAUUUGAGACCUGGGGUACUCCGGAGAUCCGUGACAAGCCCGCUGCUCGCGUCAGACGGGUUUUCAUCAGGGGCUUGCCCUCCACCUGGAAGACUCCUGCAAAGGUCCUAUGCUUUAUUCACGGCGGUACUAUCGAGAGCAUUUCUGUGACUCCUUCUGGCACUGCUCAAGUUCUGUUCUGUGAACACGAAGCGUGCAAAGCUUUCUACGAUAAGUAUCCCAACGGCAUCGAUCUUGAUAAAGAAAAGAAGAUCACUGUCUUUGUGGAAAUGGGAAAAGAGGUCGACGUUGUCAGCUCUCAGCUGUCUUUCAGCCUGUCCACAGGCGCAACUCGUGUUGUCCGUGCUGUUGGUGUUGACCUUGAUGUUACCAUGCGCCAGCUCUCUGAAUUGGCUACCGGCAACCAUCGAAAGGUUGAAAAGAUCCUGGACAGCUACGUUCCCGGCGAGGCACGCAACGUCAUAUUCCGUUUCUGUAGCAUCGAUGAUGCAGUUCGCUUCCGUGCCGUGCUUGUCCGUAACGAGUCCUGGGAACAGUGCAACAUUCAGUAUGCUGCUGAUCCAUGCGAACUUGCUACCGGCUAUCACACCAACUGA